Molecule: messenger RNA, 4794 nt
Organism: Gamsiella multidivaricata
Lineage: Eukaryota; Fungi; Mortierellomycota; Mortierellomycetes; Mortierellales; Mortierellaceae
Exons: 9
Coding region: 176-4738 (1520 amino acids)
Biological process (GO): mRNA splicing, via spliceosome
Cellular component (GO): catalytic step 2 spliceosome
Molecular function (GO): mRNA binding; helicase activity
Source: RefSeq, a predicted model, not a curated record
CUUUUGUUGUUGAUUCCUCCACUGCAUCGUCUCUCAUUUCUUUGCCCCUACGCCUCCCUCCUCACUUUCGUCCUCUGGAAGCGCUUUCGCAUAAAACAUCAAGUCUAUACGCCUCAGGGCAUUAUCAUUCGCCGACACACAAAGUCACCACCCUUCCUUCUCAUCAGUGAUCAAGAUGUCGUCCAACAGCAUCCCAGAAAGCGCUCAGCCUGCAGCCGACAGCAACACUGAUCAGCACCGGACCGAGAGCCAGGACCAGAACCAGGGUCAGGGCAUGAACCAGAGCGGAGGUCAUGCUGGCACAUAUCGACCUUCUGUGAAAGACAUGCAAAACGACUCAAUUGCCAUCUUGGCAGAGGCGUGGACCAAGAGCGACGCUUCAGCUGAUAAUUAUGAUGCUGAGGUCAUUGAGCGCGUCUACCGGGAGGAGCUUGUCAAGCAUGACUUUAGCAUUAUAAAACUGACACUGCUUGAAGUCAAUCAGUAUCUGGAGAAGUACCUCUGGCGCCACUACCAGCCCGACCAGUCUCCAACAAUACACGUCCUUUCGAUCGUCUUGAUGGUGAAUGAAAAGUUCAGAAGCAGAGUCGAAGCAUGGGGCACAUUUGAGGAAUCACCAGAGAACUUUCCAGCUUUUUUUGAAGAGGUUCUGCGACUUUGCUUACAGGAAUCGGAGGAGGUUGACUUAAGAAUGAAGCGAUAUCUCUUGGUGUUCAUGAUCAACUGCUUCCAGAGUCUGGAGAAUGCCCUCAUCAGAUCAGAAUGCAUGAGGCUAGUCUCGUUGUCAACCUGGCACUCAUUGGUGUCUUCCGCAAAAAGAGAAGCAGAGUUCAAGGAAUACCCACAACUCUUGAAAUUCUGGAAGCAUCUCGAGAAGAAGUUCGACGCAAUGGAUCCAAAACAGCAGGAAAAGGCGGUCUUCGAGAGGACAUGGCUGAGCGAAAUGAUGAAGCGCUUUGUGGAGAUCCUGGAAUCUAUCGAGGAUGAUGAACAAGACAAGAUUGCAUACUGUGAAAGAUUCAUGGAGUUUUUGAUCGAUUUGGAGGCGCAAUUGCCAACGAGGCGCUAUUUCAACACGCUAAUUGAGGAUCACCAGAUUGUUGCCAUCUGCAAGCUGUCGAAACUCGCCAGCAACAAGAGGGCCGGUGCAUUAUUCGCCCAGCUUUUGGACAUCCUUGCCUUCUAUGUCGGGUUCGAGAUCAACAGCCAUACUGGACUCGCCCUCACCAGGGAGGAGAUGACCGAGAUUCAUGCCUCAAAACUGACAAAACUCCAGCGCAUUGCAUUCUCGUACUUCAAAGAUGAGCUCAUCGACCUCGCAAUGACCAACCUCAGGGCCAUCGAGAACAGAGAAUCGCUUACAAAGCAAUUUGACAACCUGAACCAGGAGCAGCUCGUGCAACUCUGCCAAAUUUUGCACAUCAGGACAGCAAGGAUCACGAAUUCUUCAGCGGAGCAUUCACGAGCGAUGUUACUGGAGGUUCUGCUUCUUCAGUUCGAGAAACGACAUAGUCAGAUUGAACAGAUCAAUGCCUUGCCUCUUUAUCCAGACGAGAAUGCGCUAUUUGAGGACGCUGCCGUGAAGGAGGAGAUGUACAAUGCGGAUCGGCCACUCGCCCUACCAAAGCUCAACCUUCAGUUCUUGACGCUUCAUGAUUACUUGCUCCGCAACUUCAAUCUCUUCAGACUGGAGAGCAACUACGAAAUCCGACAGGAUAUUGAGGAUGCCGUUAGGAGACUUGGACCAAGAGCAGGGCCGACCGAAGGCACUACGGUUUUUUCGGGAUGGUCUCGAGUCGCUGCGCCGAUCAGCUACUUUAAGAUGGUCGAGGUAGCGAAGCCCAAUCUAGGUGAGGAUAAGCCUUCCUUAAUCACCGCGGAUGUUACGUUCAAUGUCAGGAAAUACACCGAUGCGAUUCAGGCAGAAUGGGAAGCUAUCCGUGAGCACGAUAUCUUGUUCCUGUUGACGAUUGAGGCGCAUGAGGACAUUGAUGAGCAAUGGGAUGGCAAGGUCUCCUUCCGAAAGCACUAUGGUCUCAAAUGCGUUCGUGGAUGUGAGGUUGUGAGCGUGAUUGGACCCAAUGGCAGGCCCUUUGACUACAAGAAGAGCGAUCCUCAAAUGAUCCAGGAUCAUCGCACCGGUAACACAAGGACCUUCCGCGUGGCACUGGACCCUAACCAGUAUAAGAUUGAUCAGGAGAAUGUCAAGAAGAAUGGUGGGUCCGACGUGUACCAGACAUUCAACAUUGUUCUGCGCAGGAAACCUCAAGAGAACAACUUCAAACCCGUACUGGAGACAAUCCGCGAUCUGAUGCAGAGCGAUCUGAUGGUACCGGAGUGGCUCCACGAUGUGUUCUUAGGAUACGGAAACCCCAACAGCGCACAUUACUCGCAGCUGAAGCGACAGAUUAGAGAAAUCGAUUUCAGGGACACAUUCUUGGAUCUGGAUCAUCUCAAGGCUUCCUUUCCUGGUAUGACCGUCAAGGCAAAGAAUGGUGAUGAAAGUGCAUUGGGUGUACCGUUCGUUGUCAAGUUCCCGGAAGCUGUAGAGGCUGCUACUUCGGGCUCAAAGAAGAAGAAGGGUGGCGAGAAGGGAAAGAAAGAGAAGGCUAACAAGGGUCAGGAAGAGCAGGCGCAGGACGAGCUGAUUGUGAGCACAUAUAGGACUCCCAAUAUGGGCCCUUACCCUGAGGAUAUUCCCAACAGAAACCAGGUCCGGUUCACUCCUACGCAGGUGGAGGCGAUCAAGGCAGGAACGAACCCAGGAUUGACGUUGGUUGUCGGACCUCCUGGAACAGGAAAGACGGAUGUCGCGGUCCAGAUCAUCGCCAACCUCUACAACAAUUUCCCGAACCAGCACACGCUUCUCGUCACGCACUCGAACCAAGCCCUGAACCAGCUCUUUGAGAAAAUUAUCGCCUUGGAUGUAGAUGAGCGCCACUUAUUGCGUUUGGGUCACGGAGAAGAGGAAUUGAACACGGAGCUCAGCUUCAGCAAGUAUGGUCGUGUCACCUCAUUCUUGGAGAAGCGUGUCAAUUUAUUGGCGGAGGUCGAUCGCUUGGCAUAUUCAUUGGAGAUUGGAGGCGAGCAUGGAUCGACAUGUGAGACUGCUGGUUACUUCAAUUCAUACCACGUCAUUCCCAUGUGGAGAGAGUUUGAACGCCAAGUGAGCAGCAAGGAGGAGAGUGAGCAGAGUAUCGAGCUAGUCAAGGAGCUGUUCCCGUUCAAAGUCUACUUCAGCAAUGCGCCCUCACCUCUGUUCUCAGAUUGCGCCACCUUCGAAGACGCCAUGGAGGCUGCGCAGGGCUGCUUCCGUCAUCUAGGCAAGCUGUUUGAGCAGCUGGAGGAGGUUUCCGCAUUCGAGUUGCUUCGCACAAGCUACGACAGGGCCAAUUAUUUGCUGACAAAGGAGGCUAAGAUCAUUGCGAUGACAUGCACGCAUGCUGCGCUCAAGCGCCGCGAGCUCGUGAACCUUGGAUUCAAGUACGACAACAUCGUGAUGGAAGAGGCUGCUCAGAUUCUGGAGGUCGAGACGUUUAUCCCCAUGCUGUUGCAAGAACCCGAAGACGGCGUGAACCGCCUGAAGCGUGUGAUCCUAAUCGGAGACCAUAACCAGCUUCCACCCGUGGUCAAGAAUACUUCAUUCCAGCAGUACGGCAACAUGGAGCAGAGUAUGUUUACGCGGUUCGUGCGUUUGGGCGUACCCACGGUCGAGCUGGAUGCGCAGGGUCGUGCACGCUCAGAUAUGGCAGCGCUGUACAAGUGGCGGUACAAAAACUUGGGCGACCUGCCAAACAUCACGGAAAGGGAGGAGUUCAGGUUCGCCAACCCUGGAUUCUUGUACGACUACCAAUUUGUGAACGUGGAUAAUUUCAAGGGACAGGGUGAGACUGCACCACGGCCUCAUUUUAUUCAGAAUUUGGGAGAGGCUGAGUACGUGGUGGCAGUGUACCAGUACAUGCGGUUGCUGGGCUAUCCGGCCGAGAAGAUCACCAUCCUAACGACGUAUAAUGGACAGAAGGAUUUGAUCCGCGACGUCCUGAAUCAGCGGUGCAGCUGGAACCCAAUCUUUGGACGACCUGCAUGUGUUGCGACCGUCGACAAGUACCAAGGUCAACAGAACGACUAUGUGCUGCUGUCGCUGGUCAGGACAAAAGCCGUAGGACAUGUUCGCGAUGUACGCCGUCUGAUUGUGGCGCUCUCCCGUGCCCGUUUGGGCCUGUACAUCUUUGGUCGCCAAAAGCUGUUCCAGAACUGCCACGAGCUCGAGCCGGCGUUUAAAAGACUGCUGGAACGACCCACGAAGCUGUGGCUCAAGACUGGAGAGAUGUAUCCGAAUACCACGCGUUUGAUUACUGGCGGUACUGGAGACGAGAAGACAAAGGAGGAUGCUGUCGCUAAAGAGGCAGAGGAAGAACAAGCACAGAAGAAGGGCGGCAAAAAGACCAAAAAGGCCAAGAAGAACAAGGCGGAGAAGGAGGAAGCCAAGGAGAAGGAGGCAGCAAAGACCAAGGAUUAUGAGAUUGAAAGUGUCAGUCAGAUUGGCGAGUACGUGUUUGGCAUGAUGAAGGAGCAGCAGCAGUAUGCGGUUCAGUUGCAGCAGACGUAUAUCCAAAGCUUGCAGCCUCCUUCAGAGGAGACCGAGAAUAUUGCUCCUGCUGGCGAUGCUGCCACUGCGGAUGUAGAGAUGGCAGAGGGUUCUACUGAGCAGGAGAACCCAACCAUGGAUGUCGACUAACAAUAGCCACUUUCACUUUGCUGCAUGCAACGCAUAAUAAAAUAAAAUAAAAUAAA